Molecule: messenger RNA, 1599 nt
Organism: Verticillium alfalfae VaMs.102
Lineage: Eukaryota; Fungi; Ascomycota; Sordariomycetes; Glomerellales; Plectosphaerellaceae
Product: choline transport protein
Exons: 3
Coding region: 1-1599 (532 amino acids)
Biological process (GO): transmembrane transport
Cellular component (GO): membrane
Molecular function (GO): transmembrane transporter activity
Source: RefSeq, a predicted model, not a curated record
AUGGAAGUCGACGCCGCAGGCUCAGCCAAAGCGGAAGGUCGCAUAGCACGAGGCGAUGUUGAUGCUCAGGAUCUGGCUGCCUUGGGCCACGAGCAGCUGCUCACCCGGAAAUUCAGCCUCGUGAGCAUGCUUGCCAUGGCCUUUUGCGUUCUCGGAACCUGGGCCGUCUUUGCGCAGAACCUGUCCGCCGCCCUCGAAACUGGAGGUCCCGUCAGCAUCUUCUGGGGCCUCCUCCUCGUUCUCUUCUGCAACGUUUGCAUCGCCGUGUCUUUGGGCGAGAUGUGCAGUAGCAUGCCCACUGCGUUGGGGCAGGCGUACUGGGUCUCUCGCCUCUGGGACACGCCCUCUGGGAGGCUGCUUUCCUACAUGUGCGCCUGGACGAACACGUUCGGCUGGUGGGCCCUGACGGCGUCGCAGAAUGCCUUCAUGACCGAGCUUCUCCUCAGCAUGAAGGUCAUUUUCGAUGUUGACUGGCCGUGGGCGACCCGUGGCUGGACCCUCUUCCUGGUGUACAUUGGCAUCACUCUAUUCUUCAACGGCUUCAACCUGAUUGCAUGCCGUAGCGACAAGACGCUUCCUUACUUUAACAAUGGAGUCGGCGUUGGCUUCGUCGCUCUCUUCGCCGUCAUCAGUAUGGCACUACUCAUCUCGGUUGGGACGAAACCAGACUUGGAAUUCCAGCCAGCAUCCUUCGUCCUGGGAGGUUGGACAAAUACGACUGGCUGGUCCGAUGGAGUGACAUGGUUUGUCGGUCUUAUCCAGUCAGCAUAUGGUCUUACCGCUUUCGACGCCGUCAUCCACAUGGUUGAGGAGAUGCCGUCGCCCCGUCGUGACGCCCCUAAAGCCAUGUAUCUCGCCGUCAUCUGUGGCGCAGCCUCGGGGUUCAUCUUCAUGUUGGCCACGCUGUUCAGCAUCCAAGACUUCGACACGGUCCUCAACACACCCACUGGCUUCCCCUUCAUCCAGGUCCUCGAAGAUGCCCUAGGCCGAACAGCAGGCACCGUGCUCGUCGCCCUCUUUAUCGUGAACGGCUUCGGCCAGGGCAUCAGCGUCAUGACCUCGGCGUCGCGGCUGACCUGGGGUUUCGCCCGCGACGGCGGCCUCCCUGGGUGCUUCAUCGUCUGCCUCAUCGGCGUGCUCUACACCUUCGCGUCGACGGUCCUUGAGGCCGUGCUCGCCGUCAGCACCAUCGCCCUGACCAUCUCGUACGCCAUUCCCAUUUCCGUCCUGCUCUUCGUCGGCCGCGACAAGCUGCCGCCGGGGGACUUCUCCCUUGGCCGGCUCGGCCCCGUCGCCAAUUGGGUGUCGCUCGUCUACUGCGCCAUCACGACCGUCUUUUUCUUCUUCCCCAGCUCGCCCAACCCCUCGGCCACCGACAUGAACUACGCCAUCGUCGUCUUUGGCGUCAUGCUGCUCGUUUCCUUUCUGUUCUGGGUCGCCAGAGGGCGGGUCACGUACCUCCGCACCCAGGGCUCGGCGGAGCGUGAUAUUCAGGCCCGACGUUGGGAGAUGGAAAGCUAUGACGGGCUCGCGGUGGCCGAGAGCCAUGCGCUGGCCUCAAAGUCGAGCCAUGUCGGGUUGGCCAAAACUCGCGACUGA